AGAGGACUGCUGACAGCGCUAAACAACGUAGAAAAAGCCGCUGGCUUUGGAUAUCAGUGGGACACCCCUUGUCAGAUAUUACUCUCAUAUCGAGAGGACUGCUGCCAAAUUUAAGUGCUUAACCUUCAUUUUACAAAAACAGAGGAGAUAGAGGAGUAGGACAGAAGCUAAAGCGCGGGGGCUGACCCAGCAACUACCGGCAUGGCCAGAGACUACGAUUACCUCUUUAAGCUGCUCAUCAUCGGUGACAGUGGAGUGGGAAAGAGCAGUCUCCUUCUUCGGUUUGCGGACAACACUUUUUCAGGUAGCUAUAUUACCACUAUAGGUGUGGACUUUAAGAUUCGGACAGUGGAGAUCAAUGGGGAGAAAGUCAAACUACAGAUCUGGGACACGGCAGGACAGGAGCGUUUCCGAACCAUCACCUCCACGUAUUACAGAGGGACCCACGGGGUCAUCGUAGUAUAUGAUGUCACUAGUGCCGAAUCCUUUGUCAACGUGAAGCGAUGGUUACACGAAAUUAACCAGAACUGCGAUGACGUAUGUCGAAUAUUAGUGGGUAAUAAAAACGAUGAUCCAAACUCCAAAGUGGUGGAGACUAACGAUGCCCAGAAGUUUGCGGAACAGAUGGGUAUCAGCCUCUUCGAGACAAGUGCAAAAGAGAACAUAAACGUGGAGGAGAUGUUUAACUGCAUCACGGAACUGGUGCUACGAGCAAAGAAAGAAUCGAUGGCCAAACAGCAACAACAGCAACAGAAUGACGUAGUCAAACUCGGCAAGAACAGCAAACGAAAGAAAAAGUGCUGCUGACGGACUCUGGCUUACCUCCUCUCCUCUACAGGCUCCAGUGCAAAAAAAACUCUCCCACACACACAAUAGGA
Messenger RNA from Chanos chanos (milkfish), 878 nucleotides. RefSeq names its product RAB35, member RAS oncogene family b (gene rab35b). The record is from RefSeq and is a predicted model, not a curated record. The coding region runs from base 202 to 807 and encodes 201 amino acids. The transcript is spliced from 6 exons. Gene Ontology annotation, molecular function: GTP binding; GTPase activity. Lineage: Eukaryota; Metazoa; Chordata; Actinopteri; Gonorynchiformes; Chanidae.